Molecule: messenger RNA, 1491 nt
Organism: Rubroshorea leprosula
Lineage: Eukaryota; Viridiplantae; Streptophyta; Magnoliopsida; Malvales; Dipterocarpaceae
Source: the annotation of a GenBank genome assembly
AAGUUAGUCAAGAUGGCAAGGCAGUCUGGUAGCAUCAAUCCGGUUCCCAAAUCGGAAGUUGAGGCUGUAUUGACUGUCACUCCAGUGAAGGUGACUGAUCCGCGGCAGACGCGCCAGGUGUUUGUGGUGGACGCUGUUGGCUCAGGGAUUUUCCAGAGGUGCCUUAGCAUGGUGCUCUACUAUAGGAAGGAGGAGGAUGGUUCUGGCUGGCUGGUUGCAGGGUGGAUCAAGGAGUCACUAGGGAAGGCCUUGCUGGAGCAACCAAUGCUCGGUGGGCGCCUCCGGAGAGGGGAGAAUGGAGAAGGAGGGUUGGAGAUUGUGUCUAAUGAUAGCGGAAUCAGACUUGUGGAGGCACAGAUUGCAAUGAAUUUGUCAGAGUUUCUUGAGUUGAAGGAGAGGGAAGAAGCAGAAGCUGAGCUUGUGUUCUGGAAAGAGAUUGAAGAGCAGAAUCCUGAAUUCUCUCCACUAUUCUAUGUUCAGGUGACAAAUUUCCGAUGCGGUGGAUAUUCAGUUGGGAUUAGCUGCAGCAUUCUCCUGACAGACCUUUUGUUAGGGGCAAAUUUCCUCAAGACAUGGGCAAAUAUUCACCAGAACGUGGUCACCCAGAAUGGUUCAUCAAAAGCACCCAUAUUUUACCUCCCCAACCUCAAGAAACCCAGUAACACCCCAGUCAACGUCAUUACUUCAGCUUCAAGCAAAAGCCGCGGCCUGACUUUGUUCUUCAAAAUUACUUCUGAAAGUGUAAACUUCGAUACUGAGUUCUGGAAGAAAUUGGCAUUGCAGUGUUUAGAGGAGGUAGAGAAUAGGCUGGGAAAGGAAGUGGCCGUGCAUUUUUCUCUGUUUCUCAAUGAAUCCUUUGAGACCAUUAAGGUAGAAAGUUGCUCAAAACAUGAGAUGGUAAAGGCAGAAAACUGGAAUACUAAGAUGCAGCUUGCUCCUGCAGCAUGGGAAGAUUUAGGGGAAACUGUGUUCAGUUUAACUGAAGGAAACAAACCUGUUCUUGUUUCCAAAUGGAUUGGAGCAAGUUCUGAUGGAGUUUUCCAGGCAAUUCCAUCUCCUGAUGCAAAAGAAAUCAAUAUCAUUGUCACAGUUCCUAAUGAAAAGCUCUAAUAUGGGUAAAGUGUCUUUGGUUUAUUGAAAGAAUAAAGCUUUCUUUGUACCAUGUAAUGCUUGUUUUUCCUUUUUGUGGUCUAUUGAAAGCUGGAGAUUAAUGUUGUGAUUGAAGAAAAGAUGACAGUUUUCUUCUUCUUCAUACCCUUUUUUUUUUUCCUGAUAAUCUGAAAAGAGAUAUGAAACAUAAGACAAAAAACAACUCAGCAGUACAGGUGAAAGUUCAUUAUUGGAUGGUGACUUUGCAACAAAUAAGUUAUAAGUUGCCAAUGGAAUAGGUGGCUUAUGCUUCUAUGUUUAUCUUUUUCCUAAAUUAGGUUCAUGUGCUCAGUGAUGGGGUUGAAAAUUUUGUGCUAUUUUUAAUAAAGAUAUGUUUGGUUU